AUGGAACCUCAAAUCAAUGAUCUUCACAUUGAAUCUCGGGUCCAGGUAUGUAUAUUAUAUCAUAUUAGAUACAGGAACGACGAGAAACACAGAAUAACACAGAUCUUGCUACAGUUUCCCAAUGAUGAUCACAACGAAGCAGAGGUUGACAUUGAGAACACUAAGAAGAGGCCAUACAGUUGUCCUCACUCUGGUUCCAAGUGUACAGUCUCAGGAGAUAUUCAACGGCUGCUUCUGCAUCUAAGGAAUGAUCAUAAUGUUGAAAUGCAUGAUGGGCGUAGUUUCAGUCACAGAUACGUCCAUCAUAAUCCUAAGCAUCUUCAUCACGCUACUUGGAUGUUAACUCUUCUGGAUUGUUUUGGUCGACAAUUCUGCUUAUACUUUGAAGCAUAUCACUUGAGGAAAACGCCAAUGUACAUAGCCUUUAUACAGUUUAUGGGAGAUGAAGAAGAAGCAAUGAGCUUCAGCUACAGUUUGGAAGUGACUGGCAAUGGCAGGACGCUGACGUGGCAAGGCGUGCCUAGAAGCAUUCGAGACAGUCACAAGACGGUCCGUGAUAGCCAAGACGGCUUAAUCAUCACUCGCAAGUUGGCUUCGUUCUUCUCUAACGACAACAACCACAACAGCAAGGAACUGAAGUUGAAGAUUUCUGGUCGUGUAUGGAGAGGAGUGAACAAUGCAUAA
Microthlaspi erraticum is the source of this 684-nucleotide messenger RNA. Lineage: Eukaryota; Viridiplantae; Streptophyta; Magnoliopsida; Brassicales; Brassicaceae. The record is from the annotation of a GenBank genome assembly.